Molecule: messenger RNA, 653 nt
Organism: Hyposmocoma kahamanoa
Lineage: Eukaryota; Metazoa; Arthropoda; Insecta; Lepidoptera; Cosmopterigidae
Exons: 3
Coding region: 75-653 (192 amino acids)
Source: RefSeq, a predicted model, not a curated record
GAGUCGGUGAAGUGUAAUCGUUGCCUUUGAAGUGAACUGAAAGCUAAAUGUGAUGAAGUGAAAAAUGGUGAAAUAUGAUAUCGGAGAAACCCCCCGUAAACGGCGGCGUGGGCCCGCCGCUGCGGCCGCGAACUUUCCGCAGGAACUGCGGCGAUCAAGUUUUCAUAACUUCACCAUCGAUCGUGUACAUCGACACAAGCGUCAAGUGUCCAUACUACAGCCAGAACGACGAAGAUAUCGGCAGAGUGCCGAAAAACAAAAGUAGCAAGAAGGAAAACUUACAAGAUACUGUCAAAUUGAUAGACAUAUUAGAGGAGAAAGGAUGGCUUAACAUCAGAACUGUUUUGAAAGAUAGAGAGUUCGAAAUCCAGGAUGUCGUUGCUUUUAUUGAGCUUUAUAGCGUGAACCACACAGAGAGCGGGUGCGAGUCGGGCGCGUGUCGGGUCGGAAGCACGGCGGAUAUAAUUCCGCGUAUUUGUACGGACGGCAACAAAUCAAGAGAGGGCGCGAGCGCCCGUCCUUCACCCGCGCGUGAACACACUAUUAGACCCGCCGUGUACCCGACCCGACGCACGCCCGACUCUCACUCGCUCUUUGUGUGUUUCACGCAUAAAUCGCAAUGUCCUGAGAGGCCGCUGUAUCCGUCACCUUAA